Selaginella moellendorffii is the source of this 3576-nucleotide messenger RNA. Its product is annotated as probable leucine-rich repeat receptor-like protein kinase At5g63930. Gene Ontology annotation, biological process: protein phosphorylation. Bases 194 to 3511 code for a protein of 1105 amino acids. Gene Ontology annotation, molecular function: protein kinase activity; ATP binding; receptor serine/threonine kinase binding. The transcript is spliced from 2 exons. The record is from RefSeq and is a predicted model, not a curated record. Lineage: Eukaryota; Viridiplantae; Streptophyta; Lycopodiopsida; Selaginellales; Selaginellaceae.
GAGUCAACCCAAAUGGAAGAAAGAACCACCUUUGUGGCUACCAAUGAUCAUUUCUUGGAAUGUUCUCACACACGAGUGCGUGCCUUUUUUAUCGCUUUUCGGAUUGGCCGGUUGCGAGCGAGAUUCCAAACAAGAGUCUCGUUUCACACGCGAGUGUCGGUCGACGCGUUGUCGGCUCUUAUAAAACCCAUCAAUGCCCUUCCAAUGCGCGAUUUGGAGGCUCUCCAAUGCUCGUCCAGGUAUGGCGUCUCACCAUCCAGCUCCAAUCCCCAGCGCCCUCUUCCUCCUCCUCCUCUUCGCUACCUCCUCCCUGUCCUGCCCACCAAGCGAGGAGCUUCGCAACGAGGUCGCCUCUUUGAUCGCCAUCAAGAGCUCUCUCCACGACCCAUCUCGAUCGCUCAGCACCUGGAACGCAUCCGAUGCCUGCCCCUGCGCCUGGACAGGGAUCAAAUGCCACACACGAUCCCUCCGCGUCAAAUCCAUCCAGCUCCAGCAGAUGGGUCUCUCGGGAACGCUCUCCCCCGCGGUGGGCUCUCUCGCCCAGCUCGUCUAUCUCGAUCUCUCGCUCAACGAUCUCUCGGGAGAGAUCCCUCCAGAGCUGGGCAAUUGCUCCAGGAUGAGAUACCUCGAUCUUGGCACCAACUCCUUCUCGGGUAGCAUCCCUCCACAGGUUUUCACGCGGCUCACGAGAAUCCAGAGCUUCUACGCCAACACCAACAACCUCUCGGGCGAUCUAGCCUCGGUUUUCACUCGCGUCCUGCCCGAUCUCUCCGACCUCUGGCUCUACGAAAACUCCCUCUCGGGGGAGAUCCCGCCGGUGAUCUUCACCUCCGCCAACCUCACGUCCCUCCAUCUCUCCACCAAUCUCUUCCACGGCACGCUCCCGCGCGAUGGCUUCUCGUCGCUCACGCAGCUCCAGCAGCUCGGCCUCUCGCAGAACAACCUCUCCGGCGAGAUCCCUCCAUCGCUCGGCCGCUGCAAGGCUCUCGAGCGCAUCGAUCUGUCGCGGAACUCCUUCUCGGGUCCAAUCCCACCGGAGCUUGGCGGCUGCUCGAGCCUCACGAGCCUCUAUCUCUUCUACAACCAUCUCUCCGGAAGAAUCCCGUCCAGCCUGGGAGCUCUCGAGCUCGUCACCAUCAUGGAUCUCUCCUACAACCAGCUCACGGGAGAGUUUCCACCGGAGAUCGCGGCAGGAUGUCCGAGCUUGGCCUAUCUCUCUGUCUCGAGCAACAGGCUCAAUGGAAGCAUCCCGCGGGAGUUUGGCCGAUUGAGCAAGCUCCAAACACUCAGGAUGGAGAGCAACACUCUCACCGGAGAGAUACCACCCGAGCUUGGAAACUCCACGAGCUUGCUGGAGCUCCGGCUCGCGGACAAUCAGCUCACUGGUAGGAUCCCUCGACAGCUUUGCGAGCUCCGCCACCUCCAGGUACUCUAUCUCGAUGCCAAUCGCUUGCAUGGCGAGAUACCACCAUCGCUUGGAGCCACGAACAACUUGACCGAGGUGGAGCUCAGCAACAAUCUCCUCACCGGGAAGAUCCCGGCCAAAAGCCUGUGCAGCUCCGGACAACUCCGUCUAUUCAACGCCCUCGCGAACCAGCUGAAUGGAACCUUGGACGAGGUCGCGAGGCACUGCUCGAGGAUUCAACGUUUGAGGCUGAGCAACAACUUGUUUGACGGUAGCAUUCCUGUCGAUUUCGCCAAGAACAGUGCGCUCUACUUCCUUGACUUGGCCGGGAAUGAUCUGCGCGGACCGGUUCCUCCUGAGCUGGGGUCGUGCGCCAACUUGAGCCGGAUCGAGCUCCAGAGAAACCGCCUCUCAGGACCUCUCCCUGACGAACUUGGCCGACUGACCAAGCUCGGGUACCUCGACGUUUCUUCCAACUUCCUGAAUGGCACCAUCCCCGCCACCUUCUGGAACUCGAGCAGCUUGACGACGCUCGAUCUGAGCAGCAACUCCAUCCAUGGCGAGCUCUCGAUGGCGGCCACCUCAUCGUCGUCGCUGAACUAUCUUCGGCUCCAGAGAAACGAGCUGACCGGAGUGAUCCCGGACGAGAUAUCGAGCUUGGGUGGUCUGAUGGAGUUCAACCUCGCAGAGAACAAGCUGCGAGGAGCGAUCCCGCCGGCUCUGGGACAGCUCUCGCAGCUCAGCAUCGCCUUAAACCUCAGCUGGAACUCGCUCACUGGUCCAAUCCCUCAAGCUCUGUCCAGCCUCGACAUGCUCCAGAGCUUGGAUCUCUCGCACAACUCCCUCGAAGGAAGCCUUCCACAGCUUCUCAGCAACAUGGUUUCGCUGAUUUCCGUCAACCUUUCCUAUAACCAGCUCUCGGGGAAGCUGCCCAGCGGCCAGCUCCAGUGGCAGCAAUUCCCAGCGAGCUCCUUCCUUGGAAAUCCCGGCCUGUGCGUCGCGAGCAGCUGUAACUCGACGACCAGCGUUCAACCCAGAAGCACGAAGCGUGGUCUCAGCUCGGGAGCUAUAAUCGGCAUCGCCUUCGCGUCGGCCUUGAGUUUCUUCGUCCUUCUCGUGUUGGUCAUCUGGAUCUCGGUGAAGAAAACCUCGGAGAAGUACAGCCUCCACCGCGAACAGCAGAGGCUCGACUCCAUCAAGCUCUUCGUCUCCUCCCGGCGUGCAGUCUCACUGCGAGAUAUAGCCCAGGCGAUCGCUGGAGUCUCGGACGACAAUAUCAUCGGCCGUGGUGCUCACGGCGUCGUCUACUGCGUCACAACUUCCUCCGGCCAUGUCUUUGCAGUGAAGAAGCUCACGUACCGGAGCCAAGACGACGAUACCAACCAGAGCUUCGAGCGAGAGAUCGUGACGGCGGGCAGCUUCCGGCAUAGGCAUGUGGUGAAGCUCGUCGCUUACAGGCGCUCGCAGCCCGACUCCAACAUGAUCGUCUACGAGUUUAUGCCGAACGGGAGCCUCGACACUGCAUUGCACAAGAAUGGCGAUCAACUUGACUGGCCGACGAGGUGGAAGAUCGCGCUGGGAGCUGCUCACGGACUGGCUUAUUUGCACCACGACUGUGUCCCCUCGGUAAUCCAUCGCGACGUCAAGGCCAGUAAUAUACUCCUGGAUGCCGAUAUGGAAGCCAAGUUGACGGACUUUGGGAUCGCCAAGCUCACGUAUGAGCGUGAUCCUCAGACUGCAUCUGCGAUCGUUGGAACUCUGGGAUACAUGGCUCCAGAGUAUGGCUACACGAUGAGACUGAGCGACAAGGUCGACGUUUACGGCUUCGGCGUUGUGCUGCUCGAGCUGGCAACAAGGAAGUCUCCAUUCGACCGGAACUUUCCAGCCGAGGGAAUGGACCUGGUGUCGUGGGUGAGGGCUCAAGUUUUGCUGUCGAGCGAGACGCUUCGAAUAGAGGAGUUUGUGGAUAACGUCUUGCUGGAGACCGGAGCGUCGGUAGAAGUGAUGAUGCAGUUCGUCAAGCUCGGCCUGCUGUGCACUACGUUGGAUCCGAAGGAACGGCCAAGUAUGAGAGAGGUUGUACAGAUGCUCCAAAGCAUGCAGUGAAGCAUCGAUUUUGCCUAUGUCCAGAGAUUAAAAUCAGAAAAGAGUUCUAACAUAACAACGCUGAC